AUGUCCUCCGAGAAGGGCAACUUGCAGUUCCUCAACCUCCGCCUCGAUCCUGAGUGGGGCACCAAUGAGCUCAGAGGUGUGUUUACGAAGAUCAAGAAAGCGCUUCGGAAGCCAGAUGUUGUCACGAGCUUCGUUUUCGGGGACUUUAACUUCUUGGAGGUCGGGGAGUCCAGGGUGAAUGAGUUAGGCCAGAACUUAGACGAGCAGUUGCAGGGCAUCAAAGAUGUCUUCUAUUACGCUGCUGGGCGCGUCAAGGCGGACAUCGCCGAGGCUAAGUGCUCUGCUGCUGUACAGCGUAUUCGUGAUAUGUCUCGUGAUUGGCGGUCAUGUGGCCGCAGGUUUGCGUUUCCGCCUGGGACCCUGCAUCAGCUCAAAGAUUUAGGCCACCGUGUGGAGGCACGGAGGCUGGAGAUCUAUGCCCGCGCCUGCACGUUACGUUCCGCCAUCAGCUCUGACAAGCUCCAUGAUCUGAAAAAUGAAUUAAAGGAGUAUGCAGACUCGGACGACGUUGUGAUCGCAUGGAGGUAUAGCCCCUAUGCGAAACAUUCCCUCUUCCUACGCAUCGGGGACCUGUAUAAUCAGUUCUUCCAGAUUCACCGCCCCUUGAACUGCAAGCCCAAGGCUGUUCAGGCUCGGGUGACCAAGAUGUUGCUCAUGAAUCAGCAGCGUGAGUUUCCCAGUGUCCAGGACCGCCCCGCGUGCGUGCUCGCGCGCGGGCUGGGCGGGGUGCUGGACGCGCCGCACUUCAUGUCCGAGGCCCGCCGCCCCGCCUCUCCGCGCGCCGGCGUGGAUGUCCGCCUCGCUGUGGCCAGCACGCUGCGCGGGACCACGCUGGAGUUUGCGACCCUUCGUUGGAGGCUUCAGGUGCUCAUUAUCAUGGAGCACCCCGCGGACGUUUUCGCGGAGGCCGAGGAGCGGAUGCUGCAACUCGGGCUGCCGGGCCGGGCCGCGAGCCGCGGCGAGGCCGAGCUGAGGCGCAAGCGGUCCGAGCUCGACGAGAUGCAGGCCCUUCUCAACGAGAGGGAGCUCGAGAUCGACAGGAGGGAGCGGGAGCUCCAGGUCCAGGCGGCCAAGCUCGAGGAGCGCAGCGGAGAGGGCCCCGCGGCGGCGGAGCGGGCCGCGCUCAUGCGGCAGCAGCAGGGCUUCCGGGCAGAGGCGGCAAGAGAGAGGGCUGCGCUGGAGAAGGAGCGCUCGCGGCUGGAGGUGCAGGCCCAGCUCCAGAAGGACCGGCUGGACGACGAGCAGCGGAAGCAGGAGGAGAAGAUCGAGGAGCUCUACGCCGAGCUGGAGAACCAGCGUGCGGCGCUGAAGGCGCAGCAGGCGGUCGCGCAGGAGCGGGCGCAGGCAAAGGAGGCGAAGGACAACCAGGAGGCGCACUCGAAGCUGGUCCAGCAACAGGCGUCCCUGGACGCCAAGGGCGUGGAGCUGGCUGGGAAGGAGGCCGCGCUGACGAAGCGCAAGGACGAGCUCGCCAAGAAGGAGGAGAUGAUCAAGGGGGCCGUCAAGAAGCUGGAGGCGCGGUUCAACCAGGAGAACGAGAGGCAAGCCGUGCACCGCGAGGACAUGAAGGCCACGGAGCUCCGGCACAAGGACAGCGUGGCCAGAGAAAAGGACGCGUGCCGCGCGUGGUUCCUGCCCGAGUUCCUUGCCCGAGUGUCCUGCAGUGCGGGAGGGAUGGCCCCGUGGCGGUCACCAGGGGGCCUGGCUCGCAAGACGUUCGCCCAGCCAGGCCUGCCUGGCAGCCAGGCCUGA
Messenger RNA from Prorocentrum cordatum, 1752 nucleotides. The record is from the annotation of a GenBank genome assembly. NCBI's taxonomy places the organism in Eukaryota, Dinophyceae, Prorocentrales, Prorocentraceae.